CAAAGGCAGCUGCUUCUGCGCCGUAGGAUUAUUUUCGUCUACCUACGCCGCCAACAUGCUGAAAUACAGCGGCAUGGACAGAUUACAGAAAGAGCUACCUGCAUGUUAACAGCAUGUUAUAAACAGGCAAUUCCCAGAAUACGGUUUAAAAGAAAUGCAGAGUAGAGAGUGUACUUAACGCUAACAGAAUCAUUAAAGUCGAAAUCAUUUGAAAUCAUGACGCUGAACGAGAGUGACGCUCACAAGCAACUGGAGCUGACGCGCAACUUUCUGGAGUUGUCGAGGAAUGCCGACACCUGUGCCGCAUUGCGCAGCUCCGACUGCAUUCAACUUUUGGUACAAAUAAUCCACGCCAAUGAUGAUGGCGCUGGCGCAGGAGGAGCGGCAAGGAAGAACGCCAGUCAAGCACUGCAUAACAUUGUCCAAGGGAAUCAGCGGGAGGUGAAGGUGCUCCGAUUGCUGGAUCAAAUACAUGAUUACAGUUGCAACUUUCUGCGCACGCAACUCCAAAGUGGAGGUGAAUCCAUAGCUGACGACGAGGAACGACAUCCCCUGACGGCCAUGAAGCUACUGAUGAAGGCCAGCUUCGAUGAGGAGCAUCGUCAGACCAUGUGUGAGCUGGGUGCCUUGAAAGCCAUACCAAAUCUGGUUCAUCUCGAUCAUGCGGUUCAUGGACCGGCAUCGGGACGAGAGCAGUGCAAUCUACUGCGUCGUUAUGCUCUCAUGACGCUGACCAAUCUCACUUGCGGCGAGGAGAACAACAAGUCACUGCUGUGUGGCCAAAAGCAGUUCAUGGAAGCGCUCGUUGCCCAACUCGACUCCAAUUCGGGUGAUCUCGAUGAUUUGCUGCAGGCCACCGCCAGUGUCUUGAGGAAUCUCUCCUGGCGCGCUGACAAGCAUCUGAAGACCAUAUUCAAUGAGCUGGGAACGGUGACAUCUCUGGCAUUGGCCGCCAUGCACAACAAGAGUGAGAACACAUUGAAGGCCAUUCUCUCCGCCUUGUGGAAUCUCUCGGCUCACUGCAGCACCAACAAGGCGGAGUUUUGUGCAGUGGACGGCGCAUUGGCGUUUCUUGUCCAAAUGCUAAGCUACGAGGGACCCAGCAAGACGCUAAAAAUUGUCGAGAAUGCUGGCGGCAUAUUGCGCAACGUGUCCAGUCACAUUGCGGUCUGUGAAUCAUAUCGCCAGAUCCUGCGGCAACAUAACUGUCUGGCCAUUCUGCUGCAGCAGCUGAAGUCGGAGAAUCAGACGGUGGUGAGCAACUCCUGUGGCACGCUAUGGAAUCUAUCUGCACGGUGUCCCGAGGAUCAACAGUUUCUAAUCGACCACAAUGCAAUUCCAUUGCUGCGGGCUCUUGUCAGCUCCAAGAACACCAUGAUAGCCGAGGGAAGCGCAUCUGCCCUGAAGAACCUCGUCAAUUAUCGGGCUGCUCUGGAACUUACGCCUCGCAACGAGAUGCCAGUGAAGGAACAAAACAAUGGACAUGCUGAUACUUUGCCCCGACGUUACAGUUCCAUGCGCCUGAGCAGCAAUCCCACGGGUUCCCUCAAGAAGGUGAGACCCGCAACAGUGGGCAACAACACGGCCAGCAACACCUUACCACGUAAAUGUGCCAGCCGUGAAUCGAUCUAUUCCGGCAAGUCUGAUUCAGAUUCCACUAAAUACUCAACCAAAUCCGACGGCGCGACAGCCAAAAGUCAUUACGAGACUCCCUCGGAGGAGCAGCCCAUUGACUACUCAAUGAAGUAUAGUUACAGCGAGCAUAAGCCGCCCAAGGCCAGCUUUGAUACUUCCAUUGACCUGGAUCAGCCAACAGAUUUUAGUGUGCGGUACAAGGAACGUCGAUCCGCGCAAGCUGCACAGCCGCAGCCCACAACAACUGUAGACAGAGACAGCAGCGAAAUCCUGCUCAUAUUAGAUGAAACCGGCAAUGGCAACGGCACUGGCUCUUCAUCCCCGUGUGCUCAACCUCUGGCGAAAUCCGCAUCCGCUUGUGAUUUGAGCAGCGAUCGAGUGCAGCGUCCAAAGACGCUCAACUUGCGCAGCUCCGCAAUGGAGAAUCUGGCCACCGAUAAGUCCAAUGACUGCCUGGACAAUCCCGAGCCUGAGACGGAGCCGGAGCCAGGCGAGCGACCGAUCAACUAUUGUGAGGAAGGCACACCAGGUUGCUUCAGUCGCUUCGAUUCGCUCAACAGCUUGACGGAUGUGGCGCCUGGCAAGCAUGAGAAGCAGCCAGUGGUGCCCAAGACACCAGAUGCACUAACUCCAACGGCAGAACCAAAUCCUGCAGUCAACGGCAACAGCGUUGGCAACAACAACAAUAGUGCUAGCCAGGUUAUUUAUUCGGCCAUGCAAACGCCGUUGAUGUUCUCGAGGCACAGUUCCAUGGACUCGCUGGUAAAUGAUGAGACAAUUGCCUGCGAUGACAAUGCAUCUGUCAUCAGCGACUACAGUCGGAUGCAAAGUGGCGUCAUCUCGCCAUCCGAGCUCCCUGAUUCGCCUACACAGAUCAUGCCGCAAUCACCACGUCGGGAACGCAAGAUCAACUCCCAGCAGCAGGAGACGCCUAUGAGGAGCUCUCAUGCCAAUGACCUCAAUGGGAACGAUGAUCGACGAAACUACUGCACCGAGGAUACUCCUGCGCUGCUUUCCAAGGCGGGCAGCAAUAGCAAUUUGUCGGUGUUGUCAAUCGCCUCCACUACAAAUGAUUAUAAUGCCAAUGAGCACAAGUUGUCACAAGUUGUCGAUCCACAGAUUAACGUUACUGAAGAUCCCAUUACCAAGAUGCGAUGCGGCGGAUUGCCAAGUUACUUGCCAGUGACGGAUGAAAUGAACAAAUACUAUGUCGAGGACAGUCCCUGCAAUUUCUCCGUCAUCUCUGAGCUAUCCAAUUUGACGGUGGGCUCUGCUCAAGUUGGACCCAUGCGUGUGACCAUGAAGCCACCACAAUUGCUGCCACGGAAUGCUGAAUCCGCGCCAAAGCUGCCACCACGACGAAGUGCCGUCCAAGUGGAGACCGAACCUCGACUGCUGACCAAGCGCAGUGACUCGCUUAGCUCGUUGUCCAUGGACUCUGACGAUGACUGCAAUCUGCUGAGUCAGGCCAUUGCUGCAGGCAGCUGCAGACCGCCGCCAAGUGGCGCCAGCACCAGCACCAACUCGAGUCAUACAAAGACACUGCCCAAAUCCAAUGGCCACAGGCGACAGACCAUUGAUGGGGCCAAGACUGAUUACAGCUCCGAUGAUUCGCUCGAUGACGGACAGUCAAAGUCAUUGUUUGAACAGUGCAUUUUGAGUGGCAUGCACAAGUCCAAUGAUACUCUGGAGAGCGAUCGAAAUGAUCCGCCCAGCGAUCGAUUUGUCAGUAGUCAGGUGCGACAAAUUGAAUCCAUGCUGGCCACAGUUCGACCACCGCCGCCGCGUUCCGCCUCCGCGAGUCGUCAACGGCAGCAGCAUCAUCAUUGGGUCUAAAACCAUUGAAGUAGACUUUUUGCAGUUUGUUGGUCGUUUCUUUAUCUUUCUCUAUUUAAUUAAUGUACACACUGCAAUAAUAUUCUUACGGUCUCAAUUUGUCUAUAGUUCUGAUUAAAAUGUUCACUUAAAUUUAA
Drosophila innubila is the source of this 3608-nucleotide messenger RNA. It is a transcript of the gene Apc2, whose product is annotated as adenomatous polyposis coli protein. The record is from RefSeq and is a predicted model, not a curated record. Gene Ontology annotation, biological process: negative regulation of canonical Wnt signaling pathway; positive regulation of protein catabolic process; cell fate specification. Gene Ontology annotation, cellular component: catenin complex; beta-catenin destruction complex; cytoplasmic microtubule. Gene Ontology annotation, molecular function: gamma-catenin binding; microtubule binding; beta-catenin binding. NCBI's taxonomy places the organism in Eukaryota, Metazoa, Arthropoda, Insecta, Diptera, Drosophilidae. The transcript has 2 exons. Bases 217 to 3471 code for a protein of 1084 amino acids.